AACAAAGUGUAGGAUCAAGCGCUUACCAUCUUACCAAAACCCGCAGGUAGUGGUAAAGGCGCAACUCUAUCUCCUUAUACCAUAGCGUAGCAGGCCCCAAGCGCCACGGUUCGACCCGCGUGGGCAGGAUGCUGGCCCGCGACCAACAAUCCCCCCCCCCCAGCACCUGCCCGCAAGCAGCAUGCCAUCCAGGGGAGUCGAACCCGCGACCUUGGCUCUGAUACCACUUGUAGGAUCAACCGCUUACCAUCUUACCAAAACCCGCAGGUAGUGGUAAAGGCGCAACUCUAUCUCCUUAUACCAUAGCGUAGCAGGCCCCAAGCGCCACGGUUCGACCCGCGUGGGCAGGAUGCUGGCCCGCGACCAACACAAAGAAAAUGGAGAAAAGACGGAUAAGGUGAUGACAUUUGAGGAGUUUUUCAUGAAGAGAUUUAAACUCAUUGGAAAUCAGCUCAUCUUUCGUACUACAGAUUUGUACAUGCAUCUGCCGACUGCUUUCAUUUCAUUGGAAGUGGUAAAGAAGAUGAUUAAGGCUCUCGAUUUGCUAAAAUCCAUUGGAACUAUGUAUACCCGUGCUGUUGCAAUUAAGAGUCUGAGAGAAGUCCUGAUCAAUGGAGUUGACGAGGUUGGGAACACGAUUGAACACUUCGGAAGCUUGAGUUCUUCGAAGACAGAGCUUGUUCAAAUACUUAGAUUCCUUACUGAAACAAUACAUUUGCCAAUUUUAACUUCACACUAUAAAAUUUGGAGUUUUUGCUUGCAAAACGCGUGCUUGAUAUUUUGCACUGCUUCAAGCUCGGCUACAUUGCAUACAAAAGGAAUGAGACCACUGGAACUGCUGGUUAUUGACGAAGCUGCUCAGCUCAUAGAAUGUGAAUCCACUGUUCCUUUGCAGCUCUCUGGUAUCCGUCAUGCUAUACUCGUUGGGGAUGAACGGCAACUGCCUGCAACGGUUGAAAGCAAGAUAUGCCAGUCGGCUGAAUUUGGAAGAAGCUUAUUCGAGAGGCUGGUGAUAUUAGGACAUAAGAAGCAUCUUCUUAACGUCCAGUACAGAAUGCAUCCAUCGAUAAGUUCAUUUCCAAAUAGGGAGUUCUACGAAAGUAAGAUUUUGGACGGUCCGAAUGUCAAAGAACAAGCCCACGAGAGGCGUCUUCUUCGAGGAGGUAUGUAUGGAUCCUAUUCUUUCAUUAAUGUAAGCCAGGGGAAGGAGGAGCUUGAUAGGCAUAGCACGAAAAACUUGGUGGAGGUGGCUGUUGUUUCUGAGAUUGUUGCAAGCCUCUUCAAAGAAUCUGUGGCAUCAAAACAGAAGCUCAGGGUUGGUUGCAUAUCGCCUUAUAAAGCUCAAGUAUUUGCACUCCAAGAAAAACUUGGGCAAACAUACAAUACGGAUUCUUACCCUGACUUCUCAGUAGACGUUCGAUCUGUUGAUGGGUUUCAAGGUGGUGAGGAGGAUCUCAUAAUCAUCUCUCCCGUGCGGUGUAAUGGGCGUGGAUCUGUUGGCUUUCUUUCCAAUCGUCAAAGAACAAAUGUGGCUCUCACUCGCGCAAGGCAUUGCCUCUGGAUACUGGGCGAUGGUGCUACUUUGAUUAACAGCGGCUCUGUUUGGAAAGAACUUGUUGUCGAUGCCAAGGCUCGGGAUUGCUUUUAUGAUGCUAAUGAUGACAAGAACUUGGCUCAAGCUGUUGCGGGUGCUUUAGUUGAGCUUAACCAACUUGAUACAUUACUCAUAACUGAUUCACCGCUGUUCCGUAAUAUGAGGUGGAAGGAAUUUGGUAGUACCUGUGACAUGGCCAGACGAUUCAGCUGAUUCGGAUUAUCUACAGUUUUCCUGGAGUUGGCAAGUGAUGAAGCAGAAGACAGAACAGAGCAACAUAGUACAAUCUAAUUGAUUUGGAGGAAAAAAAUAUUUACACCGACGGUAUAUAUAAUUUAAUUGCUAUUGAUAAUAGAUGUUGAGACAUUUGCAAUUCCAGGUGCCAUGUGCAUGUGUGGUGUGCCCUAUCCCUUCCCAAUUCCCUUAUUCAUACUGGCAACUU
Molecule: messenger RNA, 2036 nt
Organism: Rhododendron vialii
Lineage: Eukaryota; Viridiplantae; Streptophyta; Magnoliopsida; Ericales; Ericaceae
Product: probable helicase MAGATAMA 3
Exons: 5
Coding region: 350-1807 (485 amino acids)
Molecular function (GO): helicase activity
Source: RefSeq, a predicted model, not a curated record